CUCGCGGAUUGGCAUAUUAUCAAACCUUUGCCCCGACAAUGACUUUACAAUAAAAUCCUAUUUUUUUAAUAGGAUCGCACAGUGUGUUUUCAUAAAUAAACCAAUGGACUGUAUUAAAGAGAACAGGCAUAACUCGAAUUGUGACGUACGUUGACAAUAUAAUUUUUUUUGUUAUUAAAUACUUACUAAGUACUUGUUUUUAGAGGUUGAUGUAUAAUAAUUUCAAUCGUCACGCCGGAUCACGCACAGGAAUAAUAUGCAGUUGCAUCGCUUUAUCAUCAUCAUGACAUAUAUAUUUUAUGUCCAAGCAACGAGUGACUUUGUCUUACACAAUAUUAUAAAAACUUAUAAACAAUUAGAAAAAAAUUCAGCAGAUACUACUUAUCACGACCACAUGCAUUUAUUAGAAAGAGAAUUGGAAUCAUUCGAAACUAAAUAUAAUCAAUAUAAAAAUGCUACUCAAAAAAUUACCGAAGAGUUAGAAUAUGAGCAAUGGUCUUCUAAUUUAUUUUUAAAUAAUAUUGAUUUGGAAAACAACAAAAUAUUUUUUGCAAAUGGUACUUGUCGGCAUAAUGCAUAUCAAGAUUAUAAAAUUCUCUAUGAAUAUUAUUAUUUGAAUAUAUAUAUUCAUUCUUCAAGGUUGAGACCAUUUUUUAUGAAACUAAACCAACUGUACAACGAAGAAAUACAAUUUAUAAGAUCAUAUCACGACAAAUUCAAGAAAAGUUUGGCAUCAAGUAAAGAGAAACAUGACCAAAAUCUAGAGUAUUUGAAUGAACCCGGUUCAAAGGCUUCAAUCCAUGGCAAACAUAAACUAAUUAAACCAAAAGAUACAGAAAACAACAUUUCGGUUGUCGAUACAGGUAGAUAGUUGUUCGAAUACAACUGAAAAAACCGCUAAAAUGUUACAUUAACUGAAUAUUAUAUUUUCUUGUACUAUACGAUGUAUUAAUUUACAAGGUUAUUAAUUUUACCAGCUUUAAUGUAAUUUUUUUUGAUUCCACAACCUUGAAAUUUGUUUAUAAUUUAUUAUUGUUGCAGAAGUUAGUAUUAUCCACCUCCUAGUCCCCACCUGUGUAAUUAAGUGUUUUUAAAAUACAAUAAGUCUACAAAAAUUUGGUGUAGCAACUAAGAUGAAAAAAAAAUAGAUCAUAAUAUUUUCUUUAGUUUUUAGUCAUUAAUAAUAAUAAUAU
Sipha flava (yellow sugarcane aphid) is the source of this 1193-nucleotide messenger RNA. RefSeq lists its product as uncharacterized. The record is from RefSeq and is a predicted model, not a curated record. NCBI's taxonomy places the organism in Eukaryota, Metazoa, Arthropoda, Insecta, Hemiptera, Aphididae. The coding region runs from base 257 to 871 and encodes 204 amino acids. The transcript is spliced from 2 exons.